AAUCUUUAAUGUAACUGACCACUUUGAAAAUGUUAUUCAAUUUAUUAAAUGGUUUACAUUUGAUUCUAACAGAAAUUAUAUUAAUGUUACUUACGUCUUAUGAUGAACAAAAACCACCAUUCAUCCGUUCACUUCUUCAUCACGUUAAUAUAAAUGGAAUUCUUUAUGAACCAAAGGUAGUUGGUUAUGGAACGUCGGCUGAUGAAGAAGUCUAUAGAAUAGGAAAUACUACCAAAGAUCAACGAACAGAAAUGAUUAUGAAAAUUUUAUCAUCAAGAACAAAUGCAGAACGACAGAAUAUUGUGCAUCAGUAUAACAAGAUUUUAAAAAAGUCUCUACUAAAUGAAAGAGAAAACUUUAAAUCAAGAUCAAUGAAACAAUUAUUUGAUGAUCUACUAACAGAUACAUCGAUAUUAUUAGCGGAUGAAUUGUACAAAGCGAUCAUUGCUUCCAAUUUACAGAAAACAACAAGUAUACUAAUUGAUUUCUGGGGUGAUGAAUUCGAUCAAGUGGAAGCUGCUUAUAAAAUAUAUUCUACAAAAUCAAUUUGGAAGUCUAUAGAGAAACGAUUUGGGAAAUCUGUAAAAUCUCUUUUACAUUGUAUAGUUGAAACAAGAAAAUAUGAACCUAAACAAGAAGAUCCUAUCAAAGGUAGAGGUGGUAAGCCGAUAGUUAACAACACAGUAGUUAUUGAGGUAUUUUAUGAUUUAAUGAACGUGUUGGAUUCAAAUAAAGAUGUGGGACAGCAGCUUGGUGAACGUCUAUGUAAACUUGAUCCAUUUCACUUUCAAAAACUGAACAUGAUUUAUAGACAAAAACCCGUUAGACAAUUUGGUGAAGUUCUUGAAAGCAGGACGUCAGGUCGACUCCACGAUGUUUUAUUGGCAAUGUAUAAUUACUCUAUUAACAAACCGAUGUAUUUUGCUACGUUAAUCCAUGAUGAACUUCAUAAGGAACACAUUGAUAGUUUGAGUGUACAACGUUUCAUUCUUAUCCGUUCUGAAAUAGAUUUACAUACAAUAGAUAAGUUAUAUAAAGUAAACUAUGGAAUAUAUCUAUCAGAAGAUGUAAAACAAAAGUAUCAUGAUGAAUAUGGUAAUGCCUUGUUAAAACUUUUGAAAAAAGAAGAAAUUCCAGAUAUAUUUCAACAUUCAAUACCAAUAUUACCACCAUGGCAUCCAGUGAUUAAAGUUUGAAGGAUGUUCAUUCCCAAUGAUGGAUUGUGUUUGAUUAACUUGUAUAAGACUGUAGUUUUUAUUAAUGGAUAUGAUCUUGGAGUAUUUUGUUGUUGCUUGUAAAAUGUUAAUGGAUGAAGUUGUGUAAACGAGUUAUUUGUUUGAAAUUAACUCUUGAUAACAUAAACUAAAUAUAAGUUAGUUUAAAGUAAA
This is a messenger RNA of Schistosoma spindalis, 1388 nucleotides long. Lineage: Eukaryota; Metazoa; Platyhelminthes; Trematoda; Strigeidida; Schistosomatidae. The record is from the annotation of a GenBank genome assembly.